AUGAGCGAGAUACCAGUCGUGGAUUUUGGCGCUUUCUUCCAGGGUGGAGAAAGCGAUAAGAAGAGGAUUGCCAAAGAAGUUGAUGAUGCAUUCCGUGGGGUCGGAUUCGUGUAUUUGAAAAAUCAUGGCGUGAAGAAGAAGUUGGUAGAGGAAUGCUUCGCCUGGUCCAAAAAGUUCUUCGAUUUACCACUCGAAACGAAGAUGUUGGCACCUCACCCACCGGGAGGAAGUCAUCAUCGUGGCUACUCGGCGCCGGGUGUGGAGAAGGUUAGUCAAGGAGUUUAUGAUGUUAAUGAAUUGAACAAACUGAGAGAGACACCUGACUAUAAAGAAUCUUACGAAUCUGGCAACGUGAAUGACGAAGCACAACCGAAUAUCUGGCUUCCAGAAGAUAGGCUUCCAGGCUUCCGCGCAUUUAUGGAAAAUUACUUCACUGAAUGCGCUAGUCUAAUCCACAGCAUCUUGGAUGCUCUCUCUAUUGCCCUCGAUGUUCCUGAACCAGGUCUCUCCCCCACACACUCAGAGUCGCUCUUUCAACUCCGGCUCCUACACUACCCCUCUAUUGACGCCGAACAGCUACGCAAUAACGAACGCAGCAGAAUCAACGCCCAUUCGGAUUUCGGCACCUUGACCCUGCUCUUCCAAGACAAAGUUGGAGGACUGGAGGUACAAGAUCCUGUUGAACCAAGUACUUUCCGCGCGGCGGAACCCAUCGAAGACACCGUGUUAGUCAACAUUGGAGAUCUGAUGGCGAGAUGGAGUAAUGAUCGUUGGAAGAGCAGUGUCCAUCGUGUUGGAUUGCCGCCAACACUUCAGGGGGGAGGCAAGGCUGGUGAAGUAGUGGUACCAGAUCGUUAUUCGAUCCCUGUUUUUGCGACGCCGAACAUGGAUACUAUCAUCGAUACAUUGCCAGGGUGCUGGGAUGAGAAGAAUCCGAAGAAAUACGAGCCUGUGACGGCGUGGGGACAUAUCCUUCGGUAUUCUGCGGAUCAGCUUGUCGAGGCGCCGCAGGCCUUCGCGAUGGAUAUCUAUAUUCCAGAGGUUCCGAAGAACGCCAAUAAUGUCCAGUUGAAGAUAUUCUUGAAAGACCUACUCCUCAAACUAGAGGUGCUCGCGUUCGACAUCCAGAAAUAUGGGGGUCAUAAUGGAAAGCCUCACUUCGCCAUUCUCACCAUACCGAGCACAACUAAAGGCAACAAAUUUCUGCAACUUUAUGGCAGUCGAGGACGACGCGUAGCACUUCAAUCAUUGGAAUUUCAAGGUCAGCGACUUGUGUUUCAACUGAGUAAUAGGCCUGGUCAACCGGAUCCCCUCAAGGUCAAGUCAUUGCAAGAAAGAGAAGAAGCUGAGAGAUCGAAGCUGGGAAGUCAGGCGUCUACCUUGAAGCUAGAGCGCCCUUUAAAACGAUCGACACUGUCUUUUCAUACGUUGAUGACAGGUGUUUGGGAUUAUGAUCGCCUAGGCAAGCUCGUUUUUGAUCAGAAGUUCAAGGAUAAGAGGAAUGGUUUCAUCACGUUUGGCAAGAGCGCUCUAGUGAUAUAUCUCCAAGCAGGUGUCUCCGAAAAUUUCAAUUGGCACUGCAGAAUCGAUAUUCCCUACGCGAUCAUAGAGCAUACAAUUCCGUCAGCCGACAAUGGCAGACACGAAACGAUCACAUUCACCCUCAAGUCACCUCCGAAGUUCUACGAGAUCCAGUCUACAGAUGAUCUGCACCUGUAUACUGGCCAGCAAGCAUCGCACGAGCCGAAUGACAUUUCUUCCCUGCUAGCGAAGAUGAACAUGAAGCCACAGAAAAAGGUUCUCCGUCUGCAAAGGCUCUGCAAGUUGAGCAAAGCGAAUGACAAGAACUCUGCUUUAUGCAUGGUGUACAAAAUUGCCUUUCCUGACCACCAAACCGCAAGGUUCGCUUGGAACUUCGUCAAGGACUUCUCAGUACUGGACACACACUGUUGGAAGACCAUGAUUCCCGCGAAUCGGACGAACAGCAUCGAAGCCGAGUAUUUGUUUGUCGAGAACAAACUUCGCGAGGCCUUCGAAUUUGGGAUCCGAUAUCAGCUAUUAGCACUCGUGCUAGAGGGCACAAUCACGCCGCUAAAGAUGUUCGAACUCAUACCUGCCGUGAAAAAUAUCGCGAGACAGCAUGGUGAAGAUCUCACUGCAAUCGCAGUUCGUUGCUUAGGGAAUCAGAUACCUACGCCUGCUCCAGGGGUCGAGGCAGCCGAAUUCGAGAUCAAGACUCUUACGAAUGUUCUCAAUGAAAGCAUCGCAAAGAGCAAAUUCCACGAAGUAACUUCGCGGGACUUGCGUGUUGAACAUAGCAAGCAACAUCUCGUGUCAACUUACAAGGCUACGGUCACCCCCACAGGUAUCUUGCUGCGUGGCCCUGACUGGGGUACCUCGAAUCGCAUCUUGCGAAAGUAUGCCACCCAUAGCGAAUACUUCAUGCGUGUGUUCUUCGCCGACGAGGACGGGUUGUCGGUAUUUCACGACCCACGAGCGUCACAGGAAACGGUCUACGAACGCUUCAAAUGCGUGCUUCAGGAUGGUAUUCCAGUCGCUGGGCGGACUUUCCACUUUCUCGGCUUUUCCCACGCAUCGCUUCGAACUCACCAAGCUUGGUUCAUGGCUCCUUUCGAGAAGAACGGUAUCACUAGAUAUACUGACUCUGUAUACCAACAUGUAGAUACCAUAUUUUCGGUUCAAGUUCCAUCGACCGCGUUCGCCACCGAAACCAAAGACGACAUUGUGCGCAAUGGUCGGACAUUUAGCGACGGUUGCGGAACGAUAUCCCUUGAACUGAUUCGCAAAGUGUGGAAGGCUUUACCCCCGGAUCGAAGAAGACUCAGGCCGACCAUACUGCAGAUCCGCUACCGAGGGGCUAAAGGUGUCUUGUCGCUCGACCAAUCUCUUCCAGACGAGCAGUUGCAUGUUCGAAAGAGCAUGACAAAAUACAUCGCCAAUGAAACUUGGCAAGCUCUCGAGCUGUGCGGAGCUGCCUACAAGCCCUUACAAGUGUUUCUAAAUCAUCAGUUCAUCAAGAUCCUAGAAGAUCUUGGUGUUCCGGCAAGGAACUUUAAGGCUGUGCAAGACGAAGCAGUCAGUACCCUGAAGCGAAUGACAGAGCAUCCUUUGAAUGCUGCAAGUUUCCUCGAAUACUCGCACUCUGGCGUAUUCGCCAAGGUCCCCAAGUUGUUCCAGCUGAUGCAUCAAAUUAAUCUAUCCUUUCACGAAGAUAAGUUCCUUACCGAUAUUGUAGAAGUCGCAGCUAUGGCAAAUCUGAGGAGCAUGAAAUAUCGCGCGCGUAUCCCUAUAGAACGAGGCUAUCUUCUCUACGGAAUCAUGGAUGAGACGAACACGUUACGCGAAGGGGAAGUCUAUAUCGCGACGCGAGACUAUGAUCUGAAUGGCGGAUUGAAGACGAAACGUCUCGUCGGUGAUCGCGUAGUGAUUACCAGGGCACCCGCACUCCAUCCAGGAGAUGUCCAGCUUGUGACCGCCGUUGAUGUUCCAAACAGCUCACCCCUCCAUGCGCUCCAUAAUUGUGUUGUCUUCUCGCAACAAGGUCCACGAGAUCUGCCUUCGCAGCUGAGUGGCGGUGAUCUCGAUGGAGAUCUUUUUCACAUCAUCUUCGAUCCGCGACUCAUUCCCGAUUUCACCGUACCGCCUGCGGAUUACCCAUCGACACCAGCCAAAGAUCUAGGCCGUCCGGUAGAGGUCAAUGAUAUCGUCAACUUCUUCAUAGAAUACAUGAACAUGGAUCGAUUAGGUCAGAUCUCGAACAAGCAUAAAAUUCGCGCUGACAAAGCGCCUGUUGGGACUCAUGAUACAGAGUGUCAACUUCUUGCUAAGCUCGCGUCCGACGCUGUUGACUUUAGCAAGUCCGGAAUUCCUGCCGACAUGGCUUCGAUACCGCGGGGUGCUGACCAUAUUCGUCCGGACUUUAUGGCGCCCGUGUCAAACCUAGUUAUCAACGAAUUGGGUGCAACCGAACUUGAAGAGCUCGAGGGCGAUGACAUUGACGAUCCUGACAGCGUAAGUGUGCUUGACCCAGACAAAGCACGAAGUCGGUACUAUCGGAGCGACAAGACCCUCGGAGUUCUGUAUCGCGACAUCGAUGAGAAGAAGUUUUUCGCACGUCUGAAGGACAAUUUUGAGACGCGUCGUCCCAGGAUUGGUGAGUCUUUGGUGCAAAAGCUCGAGCGAUAUAUCGUCCGAGAAAUUCAGGGUGUGCAAUGGGAACACUAUUGGGAUUUCGCCGAAGAACUCCGCGAAGCAUACGAGGAGAAUCUGCUCGAAAUCAUGGAUACGCUUCGACCGACUCGCGGCCAGCCUCUCACCGAGCUGGAGGUGUUCAGUGGUAAUAUCCUUGGUAAGAAAGAGCGCGCGCCAUCACGCUACAUCCGCGAAGCCAACCAGGAGGUUCAAGAGCGCUUCAAUCGUGACGUUAACAGUAUGAUCAAGAGUAUCAUAAAGGGUGACACAGAUGGGGAGGAUGAUGCUGAUUCGGAAGCGCUGCCGCGCUCGGUUGCAUGUUUUAUGGUAGCGCUAGAGACCGUUGGCUGGGAAAAUUACAGGAAUUUGAAGAGCUGGAAGUAUGUCGCUGCUGCGGUGUGUCUGGAACAGUUGGAGAGGUACAACGGGCACUUGCGGCCACUUUGA
Molecule: messenger RNA, 4659 nt
Organism: Alternaria burnsii
Lineage: Eukaryota; Fungi; Ascomycota; Dothideomycetes; Pleosporales; Pleosporaceae
Product: rna-dependent rna polymeras-like protein
Exons: 10
Coding region: 1-4659 (1552 amino acids)
Biological process (GO): siRNA processing
Cellular component (GO): nuclear RNA-directed RNA polymerase complex
Molecular function (GO): RNA-directed RNA polymerase activity
Source: RefSeq, a predicted model, not a curated record